AUGGACCAGGCCAUUGCCGGCCUUUCAGCUGGCAUUUGUUCAACGUUGGUCAUGCAUCCUUUAGACUUGGCAAAGGUUCAAAUGCAAGCAUCUUCAAAUCCAAAGGGUAUUUCUUUACUUCAUGUUUUACGAGAUAAUUUAAAAUACACGGGCUCUAUUCGUUCUCUUUAUCAUGGACUAGGUGUUAACACGCUUGGCUCGGCUAUAAGUUGGGGUACGUACUUUUAUGUGUAUGGUUUUACAAAAAGUUUAUUCUUGGGUGCGCCGUCCUCGGAGCCUAUUCCAAUCACAGCUAUGCAGACAUUAAUAAGUUCAGCAUUCGCGGGAUGCAUCGUGGCAGCUCUUACAAACCCAAUGUGGGUAGUAAAGUCACGAAUUUUAUCAAGAACUGCGGAUCAAAGCAAUCCUUUUUAUGUUCUCUACCAGCUUUUGAGAAAAGAGGGAGUGAGAGGAUGUUAUGCUGGUUUUACACCCUCUCUUUUAGGCGUUUCACAAGGUGCCUUGCAGUUUAUGGCUUACGAAAAACUCAAAAUUUGGCAUAAGGGACAACCAUCGAAUGUAGACUAUUUAAUCAUAUCUGCUGCAUCCAAGGUAUUCGCUGCCAUUAACAUGUAUCCACUCCUUGUUGUUCGCACUCGUUUGCAGGUGUUUCAUCCAGGACUAUCAACUCUUGAUAUGUUCAAAACUAUAUGGAAUGUGGAAGGCCCCUUGGCUUUUUAUAAGGGGUUUCAACCUCAUUUAUUGAGAGUUAUCCCUCAAACCUGCAUUACAUUCUUAGUGUAUGAGCAAGUAGGUUCACAUUUCAAAUCCCGGGCAUCUCUUUGA
Molecule: messenger RNA, 825 nt
Organism: Schizosaccharomyces osmophilus
Lineage: Eukaryota; Fungi; Ascomycota; Schizosaccharomycetes; Schizosaccharomycetales; Schizosaccharomycetaceae
Gene: flx1
Product: mitochondrial carrier, FAD Flx1
Exons: 1
Coding region: 1-825 (274 amino acids)
Biological process (GO): folate import into mitochondrion; nucleotide transport
Cellular component (GO): mitochondrion
Molecular function (GO): FAD transmembrane transporter activity; folic acid transmembrane transporter activity
Source: RefSeq, a predicted model, not a curated record